AUGCCACAAGCCCUAAGCCCCCAUGGACCGAGGUGCAUCUGUGCUGCAGGCUUCCGGCUCCAGGCUAACGGUUUGUCCUGUGUGGAUGUUGACGAGUGUAAUGAGGUCCUACUACCUGUCUGCAGCCACACCUGCCUUAACACCCGCGGCUCCUUCCUGUGUCGCUGUCACCAUGGAUAUCUGCUGGAACCAAAUGGUCACAGCUGCAAGACCCAAGAUGAGGCUCACCUGCUGGCGUCUGUUCAGAAUGAGCUGCUGGUGUUGGGGUUGCAUAGCUCCAGCCUUUCAUUGCUCUCCACUAGUCAGACACCUGUGUUCUGUGUGGAUUAUGACUGGAGAGACCAGAGGGUAUACUGGGUCAGUCUGGAGGAGGAGAGCAUCAAGUGGACUUCCAUCAACACCAAGGAAACAGGCACUCUGGUCAAAGGUGUGAAGUCUAAUUCUAUAGCUGUGGACUGGGUUGGCAGGAACCUGUACUGGCUGGAUGGGCUGGCCAGUCAGAUUCUGGCUGUGAGGCUGGGCACAUCUACAGUAAAGUCUCAGAACUACAUAGUGGUUCUGGAUGAGGAUCUGGAACAGCCUCGCUCACUACUGCUGCUGCCACACAAAGGGUUGAUGUAUUGGUCAGAGGUUGGUAGCGAUCCCCAGAUUGAGCGGUCAGGGAUGGAUGGCUCUGAGAGGAAGGUGGUGUUGACUCGUGGUCUCAGCUGGCCAGUCAGUCUCUCUGUGGACACUCUCACUGACCGAAUCUACUGGGCAGAUGAAAAACUGCAGUGCAUCGGCUCUGUAUCCCUGGAAGGACACAAUGUCAGGCUUCUGCAGCUGACUGAAAUGCCCAGUCCAUUCUCUGUAAUGGUUUUCAAUGACAUGGUCUACUGGUCUGACACCAAGAGGAGAACUAUUCAAGUAUCCCACAAGAACACGGGCAAGAACCGCAAAGUUUUACUCAAAAGACCUGGACAGCCUUUUGGCAUCAGGAUUAUGCACCCCCUCCGGCAGACCAACGUGUCCAGCCCCUGUGAGAAGCUCCAGUGUUCCCACAUCUGUCUCUUGGCUCCAGGACUGUCGACAGGCCCCAGAGCUGGGUCUACGGGACCCAAAGCUGUGUGUAGAUGUGCAGCAGGGCUUCUCCUGGCUGGGGACGGCCUCACCUGCUCCACCCUUGUAGACACCACCUUCCUCUUGCUCCUCUCUCCUACUGCAGUUACACAGAUAUACCUUAGCACCAUCCAUAAUGGUGUGGGGUUGAAGCGGUUGCCUGAGCACCAUAUAUGGUCUCUGCCGUGGGCGCACCAGGCCUCUGGGCUGGAUUUGGCUGUACAGGAGAGGAAUUUAUACCUGGCUAAUGCUGCCCAGGGCUCAGUCGAUCUCCUGAAACUGAGUAGCUCAGGCCUGACACAAGACAGCAGAGUCCUGAAUCUCCAGGAUGAUACAGUGAUGGCUCUGGUUGUGGACUGGGUCACACUAAACUUGUACUGGAGCAGCAGGAAGCAGCCUGACCUACAUGUCACCACCACCAGGGGGCAGCACACUGCACCUCUACUCCAACUAGGCCUUCAGGGAACCACCUCCAUCGCCCUGCACCCCCCCUCAGGACGCCUGUGCUUCACGGCCUUGGGCCAGGUGAAUGUGAGGAGCCUGCUGCAGGUGGCCUGUGCCUUCAUGGAUGGACGUAGUCAGAAGCUGCUCUGGAGGAAGGCUGUUAUGCCAACCUCCCUUAUGUUCUCCAACAAGGGCACUCGGCUGUAUUGGGCUGACAUAGGUGCUGGAGUAAUCGACUCCAUUCUUCUGGAUGGUUCUGGAUAUAAACAGUUUAAAGCAGAUCCCGGCCUCAUGUCCUUCACACUGGCUGAGAACGUCCUCCUGUGGAGCAGCCUGGAUAAAGAUGUGACUAGAAUCUGGUUCAGUGAUGGAUUUCAGCCCAAGCAGCUGUGGUUUGAGGUCAAUACCAAUGUAGUGGCACUGAGGGUUUACAGCAAAACCAGUCAGAAAGGAAUGAACAGCUGCUCAGAGCGGAAUGGAGGCUGCAGUCAGCUGUGCCUGGCCUACCCAGGUGGGCGUAGCUGCCGAUGUGGACGUGGUUACCAACCUGUCGACACCAAAACGUGUAGCCCCUUCCCCUCCCUCCAGUGUCCAGAGGGCAGCAGGGCCUGUAGCGACUGCAGCAAGUGCCUCCCCCUCACAAAGUUCUGUAACCACCAAACCGACUGCCUCGACCAUUCAGACGAGAUCAAAUGCUGGUCUGGAGUGAAGCCCCAAGAUGUCAGCCAUAGUAAACCUUCCCCGGGGCAUGCUGGGAACACCGUCCCCCCUAGCCAGGACUGGUCUGGGAGGACCACCCCCGGGGGGGUAGAGGUGCAGAAGCUGGACUCUGAGUCAUGUGAUGCCCAGCAGUGUAAUGGACAUGGGAACUGUGUGUCAAGGGGUGGAGAAACCACCUGCCAGUGUGUUCUGGGAUACCAUGGUGUGUUCUGUGAGGGUCCAGGGGUCAGUAAUGCCCCCCUCACUUUAGGCAUCCUCAGCCUCAUUGGUGGAGUCCUCAUCGCUGCUGUCAUCAUCAGGAAGAGCAGGGCAAGAGCUGCAGCUCGGGGCCAGUCCACAGACAAGGAGACUCUGUUGACCAAUAUGGAUGAACAGACAGUCUACGCUGUGUGUUUCAACAACGAUCUGUAUGAUCCUGACCAGGAAUUGAUCUCGUCUGCUGAUGGGACAUCUCAACAUCUGUAAAUGUUGCCUUUUCUCUUCUGCUCUGAAAUAAAGUCUAGGAUGUUAA
Messenger RNA from Oncorhynchus nerka (sockeye salmon), 2773 nucleotides. RefSeq names its product low-density lipoprotein receptor-related protein 2-like. The transcript has 14 exons. The record is from RefSeq and is a predicted model, not a curated record. The coding region runs from base 1 to 2727 and encodes 908 amino acids. NCBI's taxonomy places the organism in Eukaryota, Metazoa, Chordata, Actinopteri, Salmoniformes, Salmonidae. Gene Ontology annotation, molecular function: protein binding; calcium ion binding; hormone binding. Gene Ontology annotation, cellular component: signaling receptor complex; apical plasma membrane; plasma membrane. Gene Ontology annotation, biological process: receptor-mediated endocytosis.